AUGAACCGUGACAUCAACGGAAUGGAGAGUGAGGAUCCAAUAGACUUUGCACAUACUGCCAUAGCCCAGGUCGCUAACAUCGCGUCUUUACUGGGCGUUGAGUCCAAGCGACCUUUAUGUGGGCGUCUCGGGGCUGAGCUCUUCCUCGUCGCCAACUACAUCGACACGGCUGGCUUAGAUCAGGAGAGGCGACUGCGGCUGCGAAUAUCCAAGCUAUUGCGAGAUGUGGAAACUAUGUGCAAUUGGCCGAAGAAUAUACCAAGAAAUGACUAUCCUCUUCUUGAAGCGAUAGCAAAGCCAUUCCCUGACGUGACAUCUUAUGAGAAGGCUCAGAAAAAGAUUCGACGGGGACUUGAUCAGCUUACCGCGUGUCCUCGCGAUGCCGAGGUGGCCAUUUCUCAUAUCCAAAAAUUCAUUGAGCGCAAUCGCAAGUCAUCUAGGCGCGACGAGAGUGGAGAUAUCGGCUCUAGAAGAAGAGCUGCUCGCCCAGAGCGCUCAGAUCUUGCUAACGCGAUCGCUCAUCGAGUCCUACGAGAGCAAAUGUGCUGUACUUGUCAGACCAAUGGAGUGCGUAGGCAAAUGGAGAGAGGACACCUAGUGUGUCUCCUGCUAGAGCCACCUUCCCAAUCAGUGGCCAGUAAUAAUCUGGUGCAAUUUGAUAUGCUGUUCUCAUCAAAGCCCUUCUGGAACCAGUCACAGCUCACUCACUGGCAAGAUAUUGAGCUGCUUGUGCCAAAUGACCAGACACACGGCAAAAAGUGCGUCCGAUUUUUUGGUGGAGAUGAUGGAUAUGGAGAUGAGAAGGCCAACAAUCUUUCUGCAAAAACAGGGCAACGAACAGACAAAGGCCAAUUCUGCCGUUUACUCGAUCUAGCGAAAGGCUGGCGCCUUUGCCUCUCUAUUGAAGACCAGGAGCUUUAUCAUUUCUUUGAGCCCCAUAAGCAGAAAGUCGACCAUAUUCCGGGAAUAUCUUUGGCCAAAAUCCUCAGCACCUACCAUCUAACGGCACGAAUGAAGCUUGUACUAGCUUACAUAAUAGCCUAUUCUGUCUGGCAGUACUACGGCACAGACUGGAUGCGAACAAAAUGGACAAGCGAGAAUAUUCAAUUUAUGAGGGAAAGUGAUACCUCUGGGGGUAGGGGCCAGGGUAAGCUUUUUACCUGGAAACCGUAUGUAUCCGUGGAUUUCAGAGAUGAAGGUCCGUUGUGCUACGAACAAUAUAAGAUUCCUGGGAUGGUGCAUGUCUACCCAAGGAUCAGAGCGCUUGGUAUCAUGCUGGUUGAGAUAGGUCUUGGGUUUCCGCUUCCCAAGAGUGAGAACAAGGGGCAGUCCUUGGCCGCCGAAGUGAAUGCUGAACUGCUCACGGCCAUCAACUACACAAGGGAUGAAGAGCGCUGGAAGAAUUUCGACUACCCCGACUAUAUGAGUUCAAUAUGCCACUAUUUGGAGCCCGGUGCAUUCGAAAAGGCAGCUUGUGUUGAAUGUUUAUCUGCCUCUGAACAGAGACAAAACCUCAAGCAACGAAGAAACAUAUUAUACGAGAAAGUUGUGUUCCCGCUCGAAAACCUCCUACAGGGCACGAAAUGGAUCGACAAUUAUGAAAAGAUAGCCCCGCUUAAUGUACUUUCCCAGGAUACGAAAACGAAAGAAGCCAUUGUACCGGGAAAUCCUGACAAGGGCAAAGCGCCGGAGCGCAGGAGGAAGCGCACCGAAAGUGAGAAAAGCGCUAGCAACUGGCUAUUAGACUUGAAGGAGUUUAAUAGGGAGCUAGCUCAAGUUGCACCAGCAGCGGGAUCACCCGGGGUAACCCGGCGCGUACGGAUAGCGAUUUUGGACACUGGAUACGACGAUAAUGCCCCGUUUUUCUUUUCACCUGAUGUCAUGGAACGUCUUAAAGGCUGGAAAGACUGGAUUGAUGCACGCAUUGCCAAAAGCCCCCAUCAACUCUUAAAUUCCAGCGAGAAAGUUGCAGAAGCGAUUUCUUGGGCAAGUGGAGCAUGGAAAGCCGACAUCAUCUCCAUGUCGUUCGGCUUUGCAGACGAACAGCCGUGUAUCAGUGACGCGAUACGCGAAGCCCUGUACAAACGAAAAGAUUCUAUUCUUUUCUUUGCAGCAGCUUCAAAUUACGGAGCCAAUGAUCGAGAGAUGUUUCCUGCCAGACACGAAUCCGUCAUCUCCAUUCGGGGGACAAAUUCAAACGGCCUAUUUGCAGACUUUAAUCCCCCUAAGCAUGAAGAUGAACCGGUGGUUUUCGGGACUCUUGGCAUAGACGUUCCUUCUGCGUGGCCCAACUCUGAUGGCGACGAGUAUAGGUCUGGAACAUCAGUUGCUACGGCCAUAGCGGCUGGAAUAGCAGGGUCUCUUCUGGGAUAUAUCAGUUCUCGCCCUCCCGAGAAGCCAUUCUACAAUGCCAAAAACCGAGCCUGGACACGUCGGGGAAUGAAUGCAAUAUUCAGGGCCAUAUCCUCUAACACGCUCCAGUCAGGCUAUUUGUACCUGACGGUACGGGGCUUGAUAGGUAUUCCGGAGGAUGCCCGGUGGGCGAAAAUUGGCGGCAAGUUAUCUGGGCUUUGA
Molecule: messenger RNA, 2574 nt
Organism: Aspergillus tubingensis
Lineage: Eukaryota; Fungi; Ascomycota; Eurotiomycetes; Eurotiales; Aspergillaceae
Product: S8/S53 family peptidase
Exons: 4
Coding region: 1-2574 (857 amino acids)
Biological process (GO): proteolysis
Molecular function (GO): serine-type endopeptidase activity
Source: RefSeq, a predicted model, not a curated record